AUGCGGGCCAUCGAGUGCGAGCGCAAGAUAGACUACUUUGAGUCGCGGCUCGCCAACAUCGAGGGCAUGAUCCGCGAGCUGGCCGUUUCCAUCAACAGCAACCGCAGUCCGUCCGUGUCGGUGGCUGAGGGCGGGUCCAACGGCCUUUCCGGCCUUUCCGGCCUUUCCGGCCCUACCGCCUCCCCCCCGGGCGCCGGGGACAGCACCGACAUGCUGUACGGGCCCGGUGACGAUGACGACGGCAUCUCUGCGUUCGAGGGAGACUCGUCCAUGACGGCCCAGGCUGUCUUUGCGAGCGAGUUCCUCGAGAACGCGGUGACGCGGACGUUGCCCCACGAUCUCGACCCGGCCAUGAGGUCGGCUUUGUCGUCUCUUCAGCAGAUCGUGAACAUGCAGAACCGGCCGAGCGCCCCGGAGAACCGCUUUGCCAAUGCGAAGCCCCUACCCAAGGGCGGUCUCCGCGAGCUGCCCAUGCCGCCGGCCCACGUUGUGGUUUCUGCGCUGCGAGAGGCCAAAGACACGCCGCCGGUAAGCUUCAUAGCAAUAUGCACCUUCGUCGCCACCGAGAACUUCCCGGAACGGUGUAGUAAGGUAUAUUUCGCUACCGAGGACUAUAGCCUCAUGACCUGGGGCAUCGUGAACGCAGGCCUGUACUUUCUGUUCCAGGAGCGAGCCUCGCUGGCCGAAGGAGCGCAGAGGGCCCAGCUGCUCGAGUAUCAGUCUCUCUGCCGCGACAACCUCGAGACUGCUCUAGCCAACCUGCCUCUGCUGAUGCCUGCUCGUAAGGAGAGCAUCGAGGUGUUGCUGCUGGGUGCCUUCUACGCCAUUGAGAUCUCCAAAUUCUCCGUCGCGCGCGACCUCAACUCGAUCGCAGCCAACCUCUGCCAGACGCUCGGCUACCAUCGCAUCCGCGCGCCGACAUCCGACAGCGAGGCCAAGGCCAUCCUCUUCUGGUCGUGCUACCUCCUCGACAAGGCCCUGUCGCUCCGGUCCGGGCGCGCCCCCGUCAUCCAGGACUACGACAUCACGGUGCCCAGGGGCCUCGGAGCGGGCAUCGACUUGCCCGACGCGUCGUGGAGGGUCGUCCUGAACCAGUGGAUCUCGUACGCCGCCUUCUUGGGGCGCGCGUACGAGCAGCUGUACAGUCCGGCCGCGCUGGCCCGGCCGCAGGAGCAGCGCGCCGAGAGUGCGCGGCAGCUCGUCCAGACUAUGGAAAAUCUAGCGAAAGAGCAAGAGCCCCUGAUGCGGCACACGCGCGAAAAGGUCCGGGGCAUCAAGUUCAACGCCGACAGCCCCUUCCCGAUGGACAUGUCCAUCCUCGGCGACGAGCUCAUGCACUGGUCGGCCCUGACGCUGGUCUACCGCGCCAUCCCGAGUCCGCCGGGCUCGCCGAGCACCUUCAACCACGAGUGCAUCCACGCGGCGCGGCAGGCCUUCGCGUGCCACCAGGAGUACAUGGAGAUGGCCGGCGACAGUCUGGCGGUGAAAGCAGGGUGUAUUCGAUGGAACAUCAUCUAUGUCCCCUUCACGCCAGUGAUCAUCCUCUUCUGUCACAUCGUCGAGACGUCGGAUGAGGAGGACCUCCGCCGCCUGGCCGACUUUGUCGAGUCGCUGCAGCCCGUGUGCGAGGCGUCCGAGGCGGUCGCCAAGCUGCACCGCAUCUGCCAGGUGCUGCACAACGUGGCCAGCCUGUGCAUCCGCGCCAAGAGCGCCCAGCGCCAGCAGGACCCGCGCCAGCGCGACGAAGACAUGGCCAUGGUCGGCAGCAACAUCGACAUGUACCUGAGCCAGCUCGGCUUCAUGCCGCCGCCGCCGCAGCAGCAGCAGCAGCAGCAGUUUGGCGCUCAUCCGACGAUUCCGGGCGCGCCGCCGUUCGCUGGUGGGGAGGGUGGUGAUGUGGCGAUUGCCGAGUUCAGCGGUGCCAGCCAGGCGAAUGAGCUGGGCAACUGGUUCUCCGGGAAUACCCAUAUUUUGGGGCUGUUGGAGGAGGAUCUGUCCGAGUUUGAGCCGCGGUUGUGGUCGUCCAUGGGGGGGCCAUAGGUACCUAGGCAGGACGAUGACUCGCUAGGUAGGUCGGGCUGUACGGUGACGGCGUUUCGGGUUCGUAUGUAUGGGCAGGCGUGGUAACUUUCAGGGUGGUAGAUGUUGCUUUCUGGACAUAGCCAAAAGGAGAACAUAGCUCCCAUCCACGCUGGAA
This is a messenger RNA of Chaetomium strumarium, 2197 nucleotides long. RefSeq lists its product as uncharacterized. The coding region runs from base 1 to 2040 and encodes 679 amino acids. The transcript is spliced from 6 exons. Gene Ontology annotation, molecular function: DNA binding; zinc ion binding. The record is from RefSeq and is a predicted model, not a curated record. Gene Ontology annotation, biological process: DNA-templated transcription. Lineage: Eukaryota; Fungi; Ascomycota; Sordariomycetes; Sordariales; Chaetomiaceae.